CUUAAGGAAACAUUUGGUGGUGAAAUAUAGGGGAAAAUCGCGCGUGCACGCAGUCCGCUGCAUGUUUAUUAAACAACUUUGCAGGAAACAUAUCAAGUAAGAGAAAGGAGAACAUGGAGAAGGACAACCUUUCCCUGGUUUUGCACACUAAAGGAGAUCUGAGGCUGGAACAACGUCCCAUACCAGAACCUAGACCUGAUGAGGUUUUACUUCAGAUGCACUCGGUGGGGAUCUGCGGCUCCGAUGUGCACUACUGGCAGAACGGACGGAUCGGGGACUAUGUGGUUCAGAAGCCGAUGGUCCUGGGCCACGAAGCUUCAGGACGAGUGGUCAAAGUGGGAUCUUCAGUCACUCACCUGAAACCAGGUGACAGGGUGGCGAUCGAACCAGGAGUUCCCAGAGAAAUGGAUGAGUUUUUUAAAUCCGGCCGUUACAACCUGUCGCCCACCGUGUUCUUCUGCGCCACACCGCCGGACGACGGGAACCUCUGCAGAUACUACACGCAUAACGCCAACUUCUGCUACAAGCUUCCCGAUAAUGUGAGUUAUGAGGAAGGAGCUCUGGUUGAGCCGCUCUCAGUGGGGAUUCAUGCCUGCAGACGAGGCGGAGUGACCCUGGGCAGCACAGUGUUGAUCUGUGGAGCAGGACCGAUUGGCCUGGUCACUCUUUUGGUGGCGAAGUCCAUGGGAGCCUCUCAAGUGGUUAUAAGCGACCUUUCUGCUGAUCGACUGGCCAAAGCUAAAGAGUUGGGUGCUGACUUUGUUCUUCCCGUUAAGAAAGAGGAUACACCACAGGAAAUGGCCAAGCGUGUGGACGGCCUGCUGGGGGGCAUGCCUCACGUCACCAUCGAGUGUACAGGGGUCGAGAGCUGCAUCCAAACCGCAAUCUACGCUACGCGCUCUGGAGGUGUAGUUGUUUUGGUUGGACUCGGUGCUGACAUGGCCACCGUGCCUCUCAUUACCGCUGCUCUCAAAGAAGUGGACAUCCGAGGCGUGUUCCGCUACUGCAACACGUGGCCCGUGGCUAUUUCAAUGCUGGCCUCCAAGCGUGUGAACGUCAAGCCGCUGGUCACACACCGCUUCCCCCUGGAGCAAGCCGUGCAGGCGUUUGAGACGACCAGACAGGGCAUCGGGAUCAAAGUCAUGCUAAAAUGUGACCAAAAUGAUCAGAACCCAUAAAGAGCUUUACUCAGUGCUCUCACUAAUGAUCUCAACAAGCAGUUAGACAAUUUUAAUCCAUAAAAUAAACAUUCACGUAUUUUAUAAAUGUAUAAAACACACUUUAAAGGCUGUAAGAUUGUAAACAAAUACAUUUUUAUAAUCAAAUGUCUCAGUAACGUUCGGCUGCAUUUCAAUAAACAACUGCAAAAUCGA
Silurus meridionalis is the source of this 1373-nucleotide messenger RNA. It is a transcript of the gene sord, whose product is annotated as sorbitol dehydrogenase. NCBI's taxonomy places the organism in Eukaryota, Metazoa, Chordata, Actinopteri, Siluriformes, Siluridae. Gene Ontology annotation, molecular function: zinc ion binding; L-iditol 2-dehydrogenase (NAD+) activity. The transcript is spliced from 9 exons. The coding region runs from base 114 to 1178 and encodes 354 amino acids. Gene Ontology annotation, biological process: D-sorbitol catabolic process. The record is from RefSeq and is a predicted model, not a curated record.